Molecule: messenger RNA, 1218 nt
Organism: Daldinia decipiens
Lineage: Eukaryota; Fungi; Ascomycota; Sordariomycetes; Xylariales; Hypoxylaceae
Exons: 2
Coding region: 449-973 (174 amino acids)
Source: RefSeq, a predicted model, not a curated record
UGUCUCGGGCAACCCCAGCGGCGGUGGGUAGUAGAGCAACACCACUAUCAACUUGGAAGGCGAUAAAUAGUGAUACCUUAGGUACUUCUAAAGCCGUAAAAGACCUGGGAUGAAUAUUCCUACAAGAUGCCUUUGCAGCUACUGGGAAUCGCCAUGGGGGUUAUGGAAACGAUCACUGAGUUAAUUUGAUACCCCCGAAUGUUUACCUAAACUGGUGAUGUAACAUUAUCGAAUAAACUAUAGAGAUAAUUCGAGUUAUUAGGGAUUCGAUUAUGAUUAGGAAGUAAAUGAAAUCCUAAGGAAUAAAUAUAACAAGAGUUUCCACCUGAGGAUAGCUCAUGCUUUCUUCUUCAUCCGCAACACGUUCCACUUCUCCAUCAUUUGCAGUCGGCAUCAUACAUUUUCUCUAACCCAACCAUUCUGCAAUCCACACAGAACAACGCAAACUAUGUCUGAUAAAGAUCCAGGCUGGGUUUCCCGCACUCUUGGACGCUUAUUUGGAACUGCCGAGAAGUCAUCACCUUCGGAGCAUUCCUCGCAUAGCAAGCCAGAUGCCACCGGGGAGCAACCGGGAAGGACAAUAUGGGAUCCGCCGGCAACAGGACCAUACCACUGCGACUUCUGGGCUGAGGAUAAAGAAGAAAAGCAUGUAAAGCUUAACGAGCCGUUCUCUCUGACUGUCAAGCGGUCAAUAUAUCGCCAACAUCACAAAAGCAAACCAGUCAUAAUCGAGGCGACUAAAGUGGAGCAGCAUGGUCGGCAUGUUGUCCAGAACCACUAUAUCAUAAAUCCAGGACAUUUUCUACAAGGGGAGAAAGCACGGUAUUGGGACCGAGAGCAGCUUAGCCUAACAUUUGAUGAUCUUCGAAUGUCAGUAAAAGGCAAGUUUCUCAUUAGGGCGAUCAUCUGGGAGACGCAAAAAUGGCCUACUGGCCUUGAUAAAGUCUAUUUUGGAACUCUCUACGUGACGUGAGGUUGGAAUUUUAGAGGAUAGACUGAGGUAAAAGGGGACUAAGAAAUAUUUGGAAUAGCGAGGCAUUGCCGUAAUGAAUAUUUAUUAAUCUUGGAUCUUAUUUGUUAUUUAUAUCGUUAUAUUGGCAUUGAGAGACGUUCGACCUGAUUGGAUUACCCAAGGCAAAGAGAGUAAAGCUAGCAAAAUAUUAGAGGUGACCGAGUCUUUUACGUCAUAUAAUUCGAAUUUUAAUUUCAACAAAAACU